AUGAAGCGCACGCACGUGAUCGUCCUGAUCCUCAUGCUAAUCCUCUUCUUCGCCUUCGCCUUGCUCUACUUGUACAAAACCUGCGUCACGAAAGAAGUGCGGGAAAUCAUCGCGAGUAAGGAGGAGAGGGAAGCUGCUGAGGCGGCGAAGGCGGCGGGGGCGGCGGUGUGA
This is a messenger RNA of Coniosporium apollinis CBS 100218, 171 nucleotides long. RefSeq lists its product as uncharacterized. The transcript has a single exon. Lineage: Eukaryota; Fungi; Ascomycota; Dothideomycetes. The record is from RefSeq and is a predicted model, not a curated record. Bases 1 to 171 code for a protein of 56 amino acids.